This is a messenger RNA of Brachypodium distachyon (stiff brome), 2816 nucleotides long. RefSeq names its product subtilisin-like protease SBT1.8. The transcript has a single exon. Gene Ontology annotation, molecular function: serine-type endopeptidase activity. The record is from RefSeq and is a predicted model, not a curated record. Lineage: Eukaryota; Viridiplantae; Streptophyta; Magnoliopsida; Poales; Poaceae. Bases 255 to 2594 code for a protein of 779 amino acids. Gene Ontology annotation, biological process: proteolysis.
CUCAAGUACACGACACUGCGCGUGCAUGCUUGAUGGUUCGUAUGCGCAGAACGGCCGAUCGAAGCAGACGACGAGGCAGGCCCAUGCCGCGCGCUUAGCUUGCAGUGGAUUGUCCAAACAGGAACUGAUCAGCGACCACCAGUUGGGUCGGACUCCAAGAGCACCGGGAAUUUGAAGACGCGUCAAAUCGCCCGCGCGCUUGCAACAUGGCCAUGCAGGUUAAAUAGCGGAGCAGCUAGCUGCAAUAUAUCGACAUGCGCGCACGGCAUUGCCGGAGCACGACGUACGUACUCGUUCGUAGCUGGUGGUCUAUACGUACACAUCGCGCGAUGUGGACAUGGCUGGCGCUGGUGCUGGUGGCGCUGUGCGUGCCGGCCGCCGCGUCCUCAGCCGACACCGCGGCGGAGGCGGCGGCGUCGUCGUACAUUGUGCACAUGGACAAGUCGGCCAUGCCGAGGGCGUUCUCGAGCCACCUGAGCUGGUACGAGUCCACGCUCGCCGUGGCCGCCCCGGGGGCAGACAUGUUCUACGUCUACGACCACGCGAUGCACGGCUUCGCGGCGCGGCUCCCCGCAGAGGAUCUCGAGAAGCUCCGGCGCUCCCCGGGGUUCGUGUCGAGCUACCGCGACGACGCUACGGCGGUGACGCGCGACACCACGCACACUCCCGAGUUCCUUGGCGUCAGCGCGCCGGGGGGCGUGUGGGAAGCGACCCAGUACGGGGAAGACGUCAUCGUCGGCGUGGUGGACACGGGCGUGUGGCCCGAGAGCGCGAGCUACCGCGACGACGGGCUCCCUCCCGUGCCGGCCCGGUGGAAGGGCUUCUGCGAGUCGGGCACGGCUUUCGACGCCGCCCAGGUGUGCAACCGGAAGCUCGUCGGCGCAAGGAAGUUCAACAAGGGCCUCAUCGCCAACUCCAACGUGACCAUCGCCAUGAACUCCCCGAGAGACACGGAAGGGCACGGGACCCACACGUCGUCCACGGCCGCCGGCUCGCCCGUGUCGGGCGCGUCCUAUUUCGGCUACGCGCGGGGCACCGCCCGUGGCAUGGCUCCUCGCGCCAGGGUGGCCGUGUACAAGGCCCUGUGGGAUGAAGGCACGUACCAGUCUGACAUACUCGCCGCCAUGGACCAGGCCAUCGCCGACGGCGUCGACGUCCUCUCUCUCUCCCUCGGCCUGAACAACGUGCCUUUGUACAAGGACCCCAUCGCCAUCGGCGCGUUCGCGGCCAUGCAGCGCGGCGUGUUCGUGUCGACCUCGGCAGGCAACGCCGGCCCGGACUUCGGGUUGCUCCACAACGGCACGCCAUGGGUGCUCACCGUCGCGUCGGGCACGGUGGACCGGGAGUUCUCUAGCAUCGUCAAGCUCGGCGACGGCACGACCGUCAUCGGCGAAUCGCUGUACCUGGGGGGCAGCCCUGCAGGCACGUUCGCCAGCACCGCGCUCGUGUACCUCCGCGCGUGCGACAACGACACCCUGCUUUCCAUGAACCGCGACAAGGUCGUGCUGUGCGAGGCCGCGGGCGACUCGCUCGGCUCCGCGAUAUCCGCGGCGCAGAGCGCGAAAGUGCGUGCCGCGCUGUUCCUGUCGAACGACUCCUUCAGGGAGCUGUACGAGCACCUGGAGUUCCCCGGCGUGAUACUGAGCCCGCAGGACGCGCCCGCGCUGCUGCACUACAUCCAAAGGAGCCGCGCGCCCAAGGCGUCCAUCAAGUUCAAGGUGACCGUCGUGGACACCAAGCCCGCGCCGGCCGUGGCCACGUACUCGUCGCGCGGCCCGUCGGGGAGCUGCCCGGCGGUGCUCAAGCCGGACUUGCUCGCCCCGGGCUCGCUCAUCCUCGCCUCGUGGUCGGAGAACGCCACCGUCGGGACAGUCGGUUCUCAGACGCUAUACGGAAAGUUCAACAUCAUAUCAGGCACGUCCAUGUCGUGCCCGCACGCGUCCGGGGUGGCGGCGCUGCUCAGGGCCGUGCACCCGGACUGGAGCCCCGCGGCGGUGCGGUCCGCGCUGAUGACGACGGCCACCGCGGCGGACAACACGUUCAGUCCCAUCAAGGACAUGGGCCGGGACAACCGGGCCGCGACGCCGCUGGCGAUGGGCUCCGGCCACAUCGACCCGACCCGGGCCCUGGACCCGGGCCUGGUCUACGACGCAGGGCCGGAGGACUACAUCAAGCUCAUGUGCGCCAUGAACUACACGGCUGAGCAGAUCAAGACCGUGGUGAAGCCGCCGUCGAGCCCCGUGGACUGCUCCGGCGCGUCGCUCGACCUCAACUACCCGUCCUUCAUCGCGUACUUCGACCCCAGCGGCGCCGCGGGAGAGAAAACGUUCAACAGGGUCGUGACCAACGUAGGCGACGCGCCGGCGAGCUACAGCGCUAAGGUGAAGGGCCUGAGCGGGUUGACGGUGAGCGUGGUGCCCAGUAGGCUGGUGUUCGGCGGGAAGCACGAGAAGCAGAGGUACACGGUCGUGAUCCGGGGGCAGAUGAAGGACGACGUGGUGCUGCAUGGGUCGUUGACGUGGGUGGACGACGCCCGCAAGCACACGGUGAGGAGCCCCAUCGUGGCGAUGAUUGCGAGCUUGUCUCAGCUAUAGGACAUACGUGCACAGUACAGAAUUUUACAUGUAUCCAAAUCAGUUUAUCGAAGCAGAGAUGCAGAGGUAAACGAACAAGGCAGUCGCAGGCCAUUGCAAAUAAGGCAAUGGUUUGUUUAGAUACCGAAAAAAGGUUUCGCUAAACAAAAGAUACCCAAAAAAGGAUAUUGGAAUGUUCGAUACAAAUAAUGUUGAAAUGUUUCGAAUGAUUUUUUUUCAUGA